Phasianus colchicus (ring-necked pheasant) is the source of this 3840-nucleotide messenger RNA. RefSeq names its product mitogen-activated protein kinase 15 (gene MAPK15). The record is from RefSeq and is a predicted model, not a curated record. NCBI's taxonomy places the organism in Eukaryota, Metazoa, Chordata, Aves, Galliformes, Phasianidae. Gene Ontology annotation, biological process: protein phosphorylation. Gene Ontology annotation, molecular function: MAP kinase activity; ATP binding.
ACAGCGCACCGCCCGCGGCACGGCCGUGUCGCCCUGUGCGCAUGCGCGGCGCGGCGCGUCCGUUUCCAUGGCGACGGAGAGGCGCCGCGAUGAGCGAAGCGGAGCUGGACGCGGCCGUGGCGGGGAAGUACGAAAUGAAGAGGCGGCUGGGAAAGGGGGCUUACGGCAUUGUAUGGAAAGCCAUCAAUCGCAGGACAGGAGAAAUAGUUGCAGUUAAAAAGAUUUUUGAUGCUUUCAGGAACAGAACGGAUGCUCAGAGAACAUUUCGUGAGAUUAUGUUCCUACGGGAAUUUGGAGAGCACCCAAAUAUCAUCAAACUGCUUGAUGUUAUCCGAGCUCAGAACAACAAGGACAUCUACCUCAUUUUCGAGUCUAUGGAGACAGAUUUACAUGCUGUGAUUAAGAAGGGGAAUGUACUGAAAGACAUCCACAAGUGUUACAUUCUCUAUCAACUCCUGAAAGCCACUAAAUUCAUCCAUUCAGGAAAUGUUAUUCACAGGGAUCAGAAGCCUUCGAAUAUCUUGCUGGAUGCAGACUGCUUUGUGAAGCUCUGUGAUUUUGGGCUGGCCCGUUCUUUGUGUCAGAUGGACGAAGAACAAAGCAGCCCUGCCUUAACAGAGUACGUGGCCACACGCUGGUACCGAGCCCCUGAGAUCCUGCUUUCCUCCCGGAGCUACACUAAAGGGGUAGACAUGUGGAGUAUUGGCUGCAUUCUGGGUGAGCUGCUGCUUGGAAAACCUCUUUUUCCUGGAACAUCAACCAUCAAUCAAAUAGAGCAGAUCUUGAGGGUCAUUCCUGCCCCAUCGCCGGAAGAUAUUAUGGCUAUGCAGUCAGACUACAGGGCCUCGAUUAUUGACCGCAUGAGUUCCCGGCAACGGGUAACGUUUGAGGAGAUUUUACCAUCCUCUACUCCUUUGCCUGCCUUAGAUCUUCUGAAGAAGCUCUUGGUGUUUAACCCUGAGAAACGACUGACGGCAGAGGAGGCCCUCCAGCAUCCAUACGUGAGAAGGUUUCAUUGCCCUGCCAGGGAGCCCUCUCUGGGUUACGAUGUGAUUCUUCCUUUGGGUGAUGACACUCAGCUGUCUGUGGCAGAAUAUCGAAACAAACUGUAUGAGAUGAUCCUUGAAAAGAAAAUAAAUGGCAAUCCAAAGGAGCAAAUGCAGAGAGGAGGCACUGCAUUGAGUCAGUCUCAACCCAGACCAUUCUUUCCAUAUUCCAAUCCUGCGACUUUAACCACCAGGAAGAGCCUCAGAGUGCCAACACCGCCUCUGCCCGAGCAGCCACACGUGGGUGCUGGGAGUGCAGGCGGUGUCCAGGCAGAGCUGUCCAACCUGAGCAAAGACUUCUCAGCGUCGUCGUGUCAGACAUCAAAGAUCAGUGUGACAUACAACCCCAUCACACACUCUGCUGUUCGAACAGGUAAUGCAAAUUCUGGUGCUGUGAUCAGGAACCAUUCUGCACCACCUCCUCAGCAGAUGAGAACUGUCACCAAUGGGAAGCAGAGGAGACAAAUUGCGUGGGCAAAUGCAAAUCCUCAGCUGCUUCCUGCAAGUGUACAGAACAACCUUUCCUGUAACCCACGAAAUACUGAAUUUCACAGCAGAGAUGUUCACCCCCUUCUGAAAUGCAGUAAGAAGAUGUUCCGUAUUACUGCGAACGUGGGAGCUGCCGGCGAUCCGAAGGCAUCCAUGGGCAGUUAUUCUCAGGCCUAUGGAACCAUAUGCAAAUCUGCACUGCAGACUCUUCCGAUACGAAAUUCCUCCCAGCAACACAAGGAGCCAACAUGGAAGAGUUCAAACCAGGCCUCAUCAGCCCCCUAACGAAGCCGGGAGCAGCAAACGGGAGCUCAGUAUAAAAGCUGUCCCAGCUGAACGGGAAUUCAUUGCUUGGAACAACGCGCUGCUUUCCUGGGACAAACCAACAGGGAAAAGAAAUGAAUCCUUUUGCCUUCCAGCCUUCCCAGCUGUUUGCUCCCAUACCGUGAGAGUCCUGUCCGUAUUCCUGAUUUUCACUGCUGCAGAAAAUCACGGAGCGCUGGCUGUCUUCAGACGGUCACGUUUCUUCAGCAGGGUCAGAGGCACUGCCUCGGCCCAGGCCUUUCUCGAGCAGAACAAUUAACUGUCUGCUUCCUGAAGAUCAAGGAGGCUGAACUCUUCAUCCUUAUCUUCAUCUUCAAGCCCUUCAUUUUGUAUCACACUAACUGAUGUAUGACUCUUUCAGGGCAAGCGAAUGAAAGCCUGAAUAAGCAAAAUCAGUGAUGAUUACUUUCAACGCAAGCAAGUAGAAAAGCCUUUGAAGUAUGAGUGGGCUCUGCUAGAAUACUUCAUACUCUACCUACCAUGUAUUCAUCAUAUCAGCACUGCAGUAAUAAAUCUUCUGUGUUGCACUACAGAAAAAACGUAUAGUUUAGUGGCUGUUUGCAGGGGGAAAUGUACAAGGGAUGCCCUGUUCAAUAUGCAAGAUGAUGGCAACUUCUUUUCUUUCAGAAAGCAAGAGGUGCUGUUGCUGCAGCAUCACGAAGCUGUCACCAGGCAGCAGUGGGACUGCAGCGUCACAGCCCAUAGUUUUCAUUGGUCCUUUACAUAGAGUCCAUUUUGAAACUGGUCAAAUGCUGAUUCUUUAUACAUUCUUAUUUAAUUUCCAUAGGUCUCUGUCCCUGAAAUUGUACUUCACUUGUGAGAAGUUAGUGUUGUUAGCUUUGGAACUAUGGUUAAAGAGAGAAUUCAGGCAUUAAACUGAAAAUGUGAGUAGUGCUGCCAUUGAUAGCUUGUCCAUCUUAUUUUUUAGUACCUAAACACCGAAGUCUAUGGCUAAAUUAAAAAGAAAAUAGCACCUUUAUGUUUGGUAUCUAGUCUUGUCACCUAAGUCUGGCAGGGGGUUGGAAAUGCAGCCGUAUAAAAUCCUAUUUUAUCCUGCUCUAUUCAUAAAACAGGCAAUUCCUGCCUGCCUCUGAACAGCUGAUAGAGCAGAGGGGGAGGUCUGUGCAGGGAGCAUCCAACACAGCGCGUUGACCUGCACUCUGAGCUGCCGGUUCUCGUUCACUGCAGCAGGAGCGCGGAGCUCAUUUUCGGGCUGUGAGUCCAGGGCAGCACCGACGUCUCGCAGGUCUCUUCCAGCCUUGGUGAUUCUGUCGUUCUGUGAUCCAGCGCUCACUGCGAACAAGGCUCAGGCUGAGAAGUGAUGGACUGCAACCCUACCUUUGUAACGGCCUCAGAAUGGCUUCUGUCCUUACCAACGGAAUUGUUCAGCUCUAUGGAGAAAGACCUGGGGGUCCUGAUGGAUGAAAGCAGGAUGUAGAAUGGCCUGGGUUGAAUGGGACCACGAUUCUCAUCUGAUUCCAACCUGCUGUGUGCAGGGUCACCAACCACCAGAGCAGGCUGCCCAGACAACCCAAAGGUGUCACAGGGAUCCAUAGGGUACCAUAGGAACCCACAGGGUGCCAUAGGAACCCACAGGGUGCCAUAAGGAUCCAUAGCAUGCCAUAAGGAUCCAUAGGAUGCCACAGGGAUCCAUAGUGUGCCAUAGAGAUCCAUAGGGUGCCAUAAGGAUCCAUAGGAUGCCACGAUAUACAUAGGGUGCCAUGGAGAUCCAUAGGAUGCCAUAGGGAUCCAUAGGAUGCCAUAGGGUGCCAUAGGGAUCCAGAGAAUCACAGAAUCCUAGAACGGCCUGGAGGACCACAAUGCACCCAGCCCAUGGCAGUUGGUUGGAACUGACUGAUCUGUGAGCUUCCUUCCAACCUAAGCCUUUCUGUGACUAUGACUCAUUCAGCAGUAUUUGCACAGAACCCACAGCAGCUGCUGACCGACUCAGCACCACAAGAGAUGAGCCAUUCUAGUUCUG